Molecule: messenger RNA, 556 nt
Organism: Leptopilina boulardi
Lineage: Eukaryota; Metazoa; Arthropoda; Insecta; Hymenoptera; Figitidae
Exons: 2
Coding region: 61-414 (117 amino acids)
Source: RefSeq, a predicted model, not a curated record
UUUACAAAUUCCUAUUGCCAGUGCGAUAGAAAUUUCGGAUUAUACGGGAGGAAGAAGAAAAUGAAAGAAAAAGUUGAAAUUCCUGAAGAGUAUGUCGAGUUGAUAAAAAAUGCAAGAAAUACGCCAAUUAUAAUGAUCGAUGUAGCAAAACAAGAAAUUAAAGAUUAUGAAAAGCUAGCUGAUGUAGAUAAGGAAAUUAGAAACAUAAAAAUUAGUAAAGCUAUCAAAAUCAAGUACUAUGGAAAUGGCCAUAUUGAUGUUUAUUACGCGUAUAAUGAAAAACCUAUAACGUAUUCAAUAAUUAAAAAUUCUUCGUGUUUUGAACAAUUACAAAAUACUAUUCCUGAUGUCGCUAGAGCUGUUGGAAUAUCAAGAGAAAAAAUAAAAGACGUUAAAAAACUUUUAAAUCACUGACCUUAAUUACGUCACAAGAAGAAAAUUGCCAUAAUUUGUAAAUCAGUGAUAUUGACGCAUAAAAGAGCUCUGUUAAAUCGUCAUUUUAGUUUAAACUACACUAUACGUGAAGAUCAUCUCAUAUUUCGUUGUAAAAACAUUU